AUGGCACCGCCGCUGCUGCAGCUGCUCUGCGGGACCGCCGCUCUCCUGCUGCUCCGCGCCGCCGCCGACACCGCGCGCUGCAGCCGCCCCAAGGCCGUGGCCAACGCUCACAUCGACGCCGGGAACCGCACGGAGCUGAAUUCCCGCCUGCGCUACUCCUGCAACCCCGGAUACAAACGCAAGGCCGGGACCUCCAGCCUCAUCCAGUGCAUCCUCUGGAACGGCUCCGAGCCCCGCUGGACUGACCCCACGCUCCAGUGCAUCCGAGAUCCAGCUCUUUCCUGGGAAACCCCCGGCCCGGAGAGCACGACCCAGAGAGGUGAGGAACAGGAUUGGGAUUGGGAUUGGAGCUGCCACAGCCACGGCAAAGCCACACUCCCAGGGUACCACCGGUGCCAGCCCGAAUUCCAGCCCCUCUCCAGCUUCCAGUGA
Messenger RNA from Vidua chalybeata, 432 nucleotides. RefSeq names its product interleukin 15 receptor subunit alpha (gene IL15RA). Gene Ontology annotation, cellular component: plasma membrane. The record is from RefSeq and is a predicted model, not a curated record. NCBI's taxonomy places the organism in Eukaryota, Metazoa, Chordata, Aves, Passeriformes, Viduidae. Gene Ontology annotation, biological process: interleukin-15-mediated signaling pathway. Gene Ontology annotation, molecular function: interleukin-15 receptor activity. The transcript has 4 exons. Bases 1 to 432 code for a protein of 143 amino acids.